AUGAAAGUUGUUACAAGUAAUGGCAAUGUCCAGGUUGUGUUUGCCACCUUGUGCAUUAUUCUACUUGCUACUGUGUUAUCAGUAGAAGGGCAAAGGCGCAUUGGUAACACUCUUGGUAACGCUGUUAAAGGUGUAGGUAAUGUUGUUGGUGGCGUUGUUAAAGGUGUAGGUAAUGUAGCUGGUAGCACUGUUCAAGGUGUAGGUAAUGCUGGUGGUGGCGCUGUUAAAGGUGUAGGUAAUGUUGUUGGUGGCGCUGUUAAAGGUGUAGGUAAUGUUGCUGGUAGCACUGUUCAAGGUGUAGGUAAUGCUGCUGGUAGCGCUGUUAGAGGUGGCACUAAUGCUGUUGGUAGCGUUGUUGGAGGUGGAGGUCGCAUUGGUGGACGUGCUAGAGGUAGCCUCAGUGGUGGUGCCGGUGGUAGUGGUGGAGGAGGGGCUGGAGGAGGAGGAGCUCGCACAAGUACAGGUGGGAAGCAUUAG
Molecule: messenger RNA, 477 nt
Organism: Lotus japonicus
Lineage: Eukaryota; Viridiplantae; Streptophyta; Magnoliopsida; Fabales; Fabaceae
Product: glycine-rich cell wall structural protein 1-like
Exons: 1
Coding region: 1-477 (158 amino acids)
Source: RefSeq, a predicted model, not a curated record